CCUCUCGGCCCAAUUCCACAAAUAAAAAUUUGGUUGUUGCUUCUGGAAACCUCUUUUUCCUUACAGUCGGACUCUUCCAAGUUCCACCCCCAUCUUUCACCCUUCCUCGGCCUCCUCCCCAGAAACUCUCACAAAAAACUAAUCGACCAAAAUUCACAAAACUCCGGCGAGUUUCUUCACCGGAGAACCACCAAAACCCCAUCUCCGACGCCGUAAUCGUUAGAAGAUGCCGCCGAAACAGCAGCAAUCGAAGGCCGAUCUAGCGAAGAAGCAGAAACAAGUUGAGGAUAAGACUUUUGGUCUUAAGAACAAGAGUAAGAGCAAAAAUGUUCAGAAAUAUGUUCAGAGCCUCAAACAAUCCGUCCAACCUAAAGUUGACCCUAAAAAGACUGAUGCUAAGAAAAAGAAAGAAGAAGAGAAGGCAAGGGAAAAGGAGUUGAAUGAUUUGUUUAAGAUUGCUGUUACCCAGCCCAAAGUUCCAGUUGGUGUUGAUCCCAAGUCUAUACUGUGCGAAUUUUUUAAGGUAGGGCAGUGUACAAAGGGUUUUAAAUGCAAAUUUUCACAUGAUCUAAAUGUGCAAAGGAAAGGAGAGAAGAUUGACGUUUACUCAGAUAAGCGUGAUGAUGGAACAAUGGAGGAAUGGGAUCUAGAAACCUUGGAAAAAGCUGUGGCAGAGAAGAGCAAGGAGUACAAUCAGAACAAACCAACUGAUAUUGUAUGUAAACAUUUUUUGGAUGCUGUGGAGAAAAAACAAUAUGGUUGGUUCUGGGUAUGUCCAAAUGGUGGUAAAAAUUGUCAUUAUAGGCAUGCUCUUCCACCUGGUUAUGUACUAAAGUCUCAGAUGAAGGCUCUGCUAGAGGAAGAGGCUGAUAAGAUGCCUAUUGAAGAAGAGAUUGAGGAGCAGCGAGCAAAAGUGAAGUCUACCACGCCCAUGACUACAGAGUUGUUUCAACAAUGGAAGCAGAAAAAGAUAGAUGAAAAAGCUGCUAGCAUGGCUUCUCAGAGUGCAGAGAGAGCCAAGAAUGAUAGAAUGAGUGGACGAGAAUUAUUUUUGUCAAAUGCUAGCUUAUUUGUUGAUGAUGUUGGAGCAUGGGAUCAAUAUGAAAGGGAAGAAUCUGAAAAUAAUGAAACAGAGGUAAAUGAGAAAUCUGGUAAAGAGGACCACGUCAAUUCUGCUCAUGGUGAUACUGCUGCUCCUAGCAGUUCAGGUGCAGUGAAUGAUGAGGACGACGACGAUGGUCUGGGUGACAUUGACGAUGACCUGGAUAUGGAUGAGUUGGAAGAGCUGGAAGCUAGUUUGUCGAGAACAUCUAUACAAAUAAAGGAGCCUGGUCCCAGUGCGUAAACAAUUAAAACUUCAUGCUGUCCGCACUAGUUUAUAGUGUAUUUGGAUAGCAAUGGUGGAGGUUGAAGGAGGGAAAAGAGGGCAUGUGUUUUCCCUCCAAUCUUUCCAACUUCUGAAGAAAUUGGAUCCUUCUCAUUUCCUUGGGUUCUAUUCCCCCAAUAUUUAUUCAAUUAGGAAAAUGGAUCCCUUACUUUCCUUCCCAUUCUUUCUCUUCAAAUCCACUUGUCCAAAACACACUGUAAACACCCAGACACCCCUGAUUUAGGUCUGUACCUCCCUUUUGGGGGUAUUUAUAUACCUAUAGGCUGCAUUUAGUGGUUGUUGAAUCGGGCCAUUAGUAUUGGGAAUAUAUGUUGUGAUUUUGAGUCUCCAAGAUUACUAAUAAUUCAAUCUAGUGUUUUUUUUUAUGCCUGGGUUAUUUUCGAGUUUGGACAUUAAUCACUUAUUGGGUCUUUUGGCUUUUUGUAACUUACCAUUUGCAUAUGAAUGCUUGCUAUAUGUUGUAGCUUUAUUUCAAUGAUUAAUCUUCAGCAUUAGUUUGUUUGUUUGUUUUUUU
Molecule: messenger RNA, 1901 nt
Organism: Chenopodium quinoa (quinoa)
Lineage: Eukaryota; Viridiplantae; Streptophyta; Magnoliopsida; Caryophyllales; Amaranthaceae
Product: zinc finger CCCH domain-containing protein 11-like
Exons: 8
Coding region: 227-1345 (372 amino acids)
Biological process (GO): cytoplasmic translation
Cellular component (GO): cytosol
Molecular function (GO): mRNA binding; metal ion binding
Source: RefSeq, a predicted model, not a curated record